This is a messenger RNA of Thermothelomyces thermophilus ATCC 42464, 688 nucleotides long. RefSeq lists its product as uncharacterized. NCBI's taxonomy places the organism in Eukaryota, Fungi, Ascomycota, Sordariomycetes, Sordariales, Chaetomiaceae. The record is from RefSeq and is a predicted model, not a curated record. Bases 390 to 626 code for a protein of 78 amino acids. The transcript is spliced from 2 exons.
GUUUGGCUGGUCGGCAGACCUUGAUAUGGUUCGAAGGAAAGCCGGAGGAGCGAAAAGGACGCGUGCUGGAUGUUUGCGAGGAAAGUAAAGUGCCGGAUUUGUCCUGGGGUCAGCGUAUUUGGCCAGGAUGAUUGUGCGGUCAAAUGAAAGUACAGGGAAGCGGGAAUCCGAUCGAGGAUGACAAGGCGAGAAUAUGGAUUGUAUCCGCUCCAGGCUGCUUCGUCCAUAAGACCAUGAGGUUGCAAGACGGUCGAAGAAAGACGACGAAGUUUGGAAUUAAUGGGAGAAGGAAUCGCCAAUUUUUCGCUCGGGAUUAUUGAAUUGUGUGUGCGAGGCUCGUCAGGCCGCUGUCGACUGGCACACACUGUCGAUACCAAAAAGCGGAGAUCAUGGUGUUGAGGCCACACUCGGGGGUGAAGCUCACGCCGGGAUGCGUCUCGGCGACAGCACUCAUCUCGCUGUGGGUGAAGGUGGUCGGGAAGCAGGCCCCGGAGAACCUCAGGCGCAACACAGAGGCGGUGCGGACGUAUCCCCAUGAUCGAUCACAAGUCUCAUUCAGUGAUUAUGCCUCUGUGCAACUCACGCAUUUUGCGUGCAAGCAGUGUAGGGGACAAGGGGACCGGUGAGGAUGGAAGGGGCAAAACAACAGGAACAACUGGGCACAAAGACGCUGAGGAACGUCUCUAAG